Messenger RNA from Patiria miniata (bat star), 1712 nucleotides. Its product is annotated as monocarboxylate transporter 12-like. Gene Ontology annotation, molecular function: monocarboxylic acid transmembrane transporter activity. The transcript has 3 exons. Bases 1 to 1365 code for a protein of 454 amino acids. The record is from RefSeq and is a predicted model, not a curated record. Gene Ontology annotation, biological process: monocarboxylic acid transport; transmembrane transport. NCBI's taxonomy places the organism in Eukaryota, Metazoa, Echinodermata, Asteroidea, Valvatida, Asterinidae.
AUGCGGAGCACCAUUGUGGCCCAGAAACGAUCUAGGCCGAUCCCAGCUGAGGGAGGAUGGGGCAUAGUAGUGGUCAUUGCAGCUCAUUUGAAGCUCGCCUUUCUAUUCGGUUUGAUGAGAGGAUUUGGAGUCUUGUAUCUGAGCUGGAAAACGGAGUUUGAAGCCAGUGCUAAGGAGACAGCGGCAGUACAGAGCCUCAUAACGGCUGUUUCCUGCUUCAGUGGUGCUGGCCUUGGGAUAUCAUUCAAUGCUGGAUUAGUGGCAGUGGCUAUGUAUUUUAAAAGGAAAUACAAAGUAGCUCAUGCGGUGGCCUUCUCCGGUAUAGGGACAGGAAUAAUGGCUUUGCCUCCGGUAUUUCAACAACUUCUGGAUUCUUACGGAUGGAGGGGCGCCGUUUUAGUCAUAUCUGCAAUCGUGGCCAAUGUCGUGGUAUGCGGGGCACUUCUCCGACCUCGGUAUCGGCGCCGAUCCAGGCGAACUGAAACCUCACACGAUUUCAAAAAGCAUGAUAAUGUGUCAGGUGAUAGCCAAGAAGGAAUCACAGACAUAGACCACGAUCCAAUUUGUGAUGACGAAUCCAGAUCUGUCAUGGUGACUUGCAGUGAUUCUGUUGACCCGCAGGAUGGCUGUACCAUACCGUGCAGAGGGCCAGAGAUACAGACAGACAAGCUACAUCCAGUCUGCGAGAAAUCACCUGUUAUCAAACACCUGAAGAGAGUAUCAUCUGAACUGGGAUUGAACAUUUUCCUGCAAAGUUACCGAUUUUCAUUGUUGUGUUUAACCCUGUUUGAAUUCUCCGGUCCUUAUGCAGCAUUUGCGGUGUUUAUCGUUCCACGUGCACAGAGCAUUUCAAAGGAUGGGCCUGUCGGUACUGGGGUUGUCACGCCCUCUAGAGCCGCGUUUCUAAUCAGCGCACUGGGUAUCGGUAGUCUUGUUGGUCAGCUGGGGAACGGACUUUUGAUAAGCUGGAAGAUUUCCGCUGUAAACGUCAGCGCUGCCUGUUUAUUCCUGUGUGGCGUUUCCUCGCUUCUUAUCAACGCCGACGAAUACGCCGUUUUGGUGGUUGCGUCCAUCGUGCAGGGAUUUUCUACCGGAGCCUUUUACGCCAUUACGGUUGUCUUGACACGGCGGUUUGUGGGAAUGGGAUAUUUCGCUAUCUGCACGGGACUUUUUCAUAUUUUCAUGGGCGUGGGAAUGCUAAGUGGACCCAUACUUGCAGGUUGGCUGUUCGAUGAGACUUCCAGCUACAACUCUGUAUAUUACAUGCUGGCUGGAAUCUAUUUCAUCUGUGCUCUACAAAUGCUGCUUGUUCCUCUGCUCAAACGACUGGAACCAGGAAUGGACAUCAAACCUUUAGACAAAUGAACUUUAGGGCAAAAGCAUAAGGUGGAGAAACCGCACUUAUAGGCAGGCCCGGAUUACCCAAUAGGCACAUGAUAGGCACUGUGCCUAUAGGCCCACGAAAAAUUCGGGGGCCUAAAAAAAAUUGGGGGCCGUAUAUACGAAAAUACAGCAGUGUGCCAUAAAACACACACAUAGGCCUAUACCCACAUGCACACACACACCGUACCCACGCGCAGAGAAAAGAUUUCAAAAAGUUUUAGGGUCUCUCUUACAAUUUUCGAUUUCACCAACUGACGCUGUAUAAUUAUGUAUAGGCAUAUACAUGUAGGCCCUACACAUAAAAUUUACGUGUAAUGUCUGUCGUUAUG